Messenger RNA from Mucor velutinosus, 1191 nucleotides. RefSeq lists its product as uncharacterized. The coding region runs from base 1 to 1191 and encodes 396 amino acids. NCBI's taxonomy places the organism in Eukaryota, Fungi, Mucoromycota, Mucoromycetes, Mucorales, Mucoraceae. Gene Ontology annotation, cellular component: cytoplasm. Gene Ontology annotation, molecular function: cysteine-type deubiquitinase activity. The record is from RefSeq and is a predicted model, not a curated record. The transcript is spliced from 6 exons. Gene Ontology annotation, biological process: ubiquitin-dependent protein catabolic process; protein deubiquitination.
AUGAACACACAUUUGGAAAAGUGGGCUUUGAUUCCAUCAGACCCAGCCAUCUUCGAGGACAUGAUUCAGCAAUAUGGAAUUGAAGAAGUUCGAGUAGAAGAGGUAUUUGCACUCGACUUACUGGAUGAUGACAAAGACAAUACCGACAUUCAUGGCUUGAUCUUUAUUUCUCGCUAUGUAGAAGAAGAACUUCCAACCAACUUUGAACAAGCCGACCCCCUGGCAAAAGACAUUGUCUUUACAGCACAAGUCGUGACAAAUAUCUGCGCUACUUUGGCUCUUUUAGCGGUCUUACUCAAUGCAAACAUCAACAAAGGACAUAUUCUCAACAACUUUUUACGGUUCACUGAAGGUUUCUCUUCCAUUGAUCGGGGAAUGUGUUUAGGCUAUUGUCAAGAAAUACGUUCAAUUCAUGAUGCGUACGCCGGUAAUGCAUACCAUAUAGCUGAAGACGCCAUGGAUGUAUCAACUGGACAUGGCAAUGCGAAUUGCGAUGUUGUCGAUACGGAAAACUACCAUUAUAUUAGCUACAUAUACAAGAAUGGCUUCGUUUGGGAGCUUGACGGACUCAAAAAUCAACCACUAAGACUUCAAGGGUGUACACAUGAGGAGUGGAUCACUAGAGUAAAACCAAUCAUCCAGCAACGAAUGCAAGAUCGGGUAGACGUCAGCUUGAUGGCAAUCACCAAAGAUAACUACCAUGCCAAAUUAAAACAAAAGAAUGCCUUUAAUUCAUACUUGCGGUUAUCAAAAGAAGUAGUUAGAAAGAGAUUAGCCAAAUCAACAUUACCACGGUACAAAAAGGCAUUUUUCCAGAUUAUCAACGAGGCAGAUACGCAAUACCAUGACACGAUGAAGGACAUUUGGAUCUCCAUGUACAGUCAAAACUACACAGCAGCAGAAGCAAAAAUAGACGCAUUUGCGAUGGAAAUCAAUCCCUUCAACCGACAAGUCGACCAACUCACAGCCGAAAGAGAGAGAGCCAAAGCAAAUUCUACGCGACAAAAGUUUGAUUAUUUCCCCUUUGUACAAGCUUUUUUCAAAUCAAGCUUUCAGUACAACUUAUUACAUGAUCCAUUGAUACUAGCAAAACGAAAAUCAGUAGAGAAGAAGGCCACCGAGAUACCAACAAACAAAAGUACAUUAAUAAAGCGAAAGCCAACCAAGAAGACAGCGACGAAGGUCCCAUGA